AUGGAACUAUUACCGCUGGAGAUCUCCACUUUAAUAUUUGGACAAGUUGGUCUACAUGACAAACUCCAAUGUAAUUUUGUUAAUCGGUCUUGGCACCAGAUUGUCUGCAUUCAACUAUACUCAGCUUUGAAUUUCACCGACAAUCCAACAAAGUUUCAAGGGGCUUUGGACCUUUUUGAUAGAAACAAAGAAUAUGGUCUACAUGUUCAUACUUUACAGCUUCAAGGGAUAUAUCUCGAUUCAUACACAUUGCUAUCAUUACCUACUCUAUUUCCAAACCUGCGCCAAUUUGAGUGGCACGAGUCUAAAGAUCUUGAGGUAGAAAAAUUUGACUUGCCAACAAAAGUAUAUCAACAACAGUUCCAAAAAUGGAAGUGGAUGUGCCAUGUCAGUACUAUUACAGAUAAGUUCCAGCUUAUUCCAGCUUUACUCAUGUCAGCCCGCUUGACACACCUGACAUCUAUUUCCAUUUGUUUUGCGAGACUCGGCUUUCAAAAAGCGUAUAUCUCAAACAAUAUAGCCAAAAUUAGAUCGGAUGUGAAGGGGUUCAUCAGAUAUAUAGGUUCUGCACCCAUAGUUGAGCAUCUGCGAUUGACUGAUCUUGCAAUUGAUUUAUUCGACAUGGAAGAUUUGCAUGCACAUACACCGAACUUACAGCGCCUGGAUCUUGAUAAUGUAUGGCUUCUUUCUUCAGAAAAUUUCGUGACAGGGGUAAGUGGUAUCAAAGAAUUGAAAAUAAAAUUGGUAGCGGACUCGGUUCGCGAAAUGGAUAGGAUAGGAACAAGCAUGGUAUCUUGGUUACAGUAUAUACAAUGCAAAUACAACAGAUUGGAAGAAAUAUCCAUUCUUGCACCACAAACUAAUAUAGAGCCCAUACGCGUGAUCAAUACAUUCGAACACAGUAUCGCCACGAUGGUCAGCGUUAUGAACACAAAGUUGGCUAGCUAUGGAAUCGGUGUAUUCCCCCUUACAAAAACAAUUAUGGAUGCUAUUGACGAUAGAAAUUUGCAGUUGAAAAAGAUCACCAUAGAUGAUGAUUAUGGAGGAUUUAAAGACCAAUUGGAAAUCAUUUUAUCAUCCAAGCAAUCCAAAAGCAUAAAGCAUUUGGAAAUACUGUCAUACCGUGAUAUCCGUAUGAAUGAUAGAACAUUAUAUCGCUUUCUUCAUACUUUACCAGCUCGUCUGCCUAGCCUUCAGCAUCUAUGUAUUUCGAUGCGUAUCGGUUCAGGUUUAUUUCUCCAGUUACUGAUACACUUAUCCAAGCUUGACGUUUUGGAAGUUGAAAUCACAUGUUUAGGACAUGUUUCAUCUAGGAUCGAAGUACCAGUGUGUACUAUCAAGCGGUUGUACAUAAGAAUGUAUGCCUACCAAGGAUUUAAUGUAAAGGAAAUUAAUAACAUCAUAAGAUUCGCAAUACAAUCGUGCCCAAUGUUGGAGGAAUUCCAUAUAAGCGGCUGUUGUUACUCACUUUCCGGAACCGUCAACCUAUGGUUUUUGGAUAACCCUCUAUUGAAGUUGAUCCACGUGGAUUUUGGACAGCCAGACUACUACACUUUUUCGAUGCUGCAUGGCGAUGAGGAGUACAAAGAUGGAAAACAUAUAUGCAAACUUGCCGACCGGAAUAGUUUUAAUAUUGACAUUGGCUGGCGUGGAGAAGACCUCUGUGAUAAGAAUGUAAAAUGCCAUCAGAAUUAUAUGCAAAGUAUUCGCAUUUCUGUUCUUAGUGGCUAUCUUACCAUGUCAUUUAACGCUUUUAAUGUAAGAGUUUACGCCAGUCCAUUGAUCAUUAACGAACAAUAG
Molecule: messenger RNA, 1800 nt
Organism: Mucor mucedo
Lineage: Eukaryota; Fungi; Mucoromycota; Mucoromycetes; Mucorales; Mucoraceae
Exons: 2
Coding region: 1-1800 (599 amino acids)
Molecular function (GO): protein binding
Source: RefSeq, a predicted model, not a curated record